Molecule: messenger RNA, 346 nt
Organism: Staurois parvus
Lineage: Eukaryota; Metazoa; Chordata; Amphibia; Anura; Ranidae
Source: the annotation of a GenBank genome assembly
CAGAAAGAACAGGAAAAAUGCAGGCAGGGCGCCGGACAAAGCACUCGGGACAAAAUUGUAUUGAGUGAAUGUCAAAUUUUAAAAUUUUUGAAUUUCCUGCCGUUCUGUCCCCCGUAUGUCCCGACGUCGCAGGGAACGGAACCCGGAAGACAGAUGCCGGCAUCGGCCGGAGGAGAUGGCCGGGGACGCUGCAGGGGGGACAUCGCGGGAGCGCAGGACAAGGUAAGUGCUGGAGGGAAUCCCUGAGCAAUGCUGCAGUGUAUUCCCGAGUGUAGCUCGGGGUUACCGCUUCUGGUACUGAAAGUUAACCCCGAGCUACACUCGGGAAUACCACCAGGGAGGUUAA